This is a messenger RNA of Callithrix jacchus (white-tufted-ear marmoset), 4486 nucleotides long. RefSeq names its product cAMP-dependent protein kinase inhibitor alpha (gene PKIA). Gene Ontology annotation, molecular function: cAMP-dependent protein kinase inhibitor activity. Gene Ontology annotation, biological process: negative regulation of protein kinase activity. NCBI's taxonomy places the organism in Eukaryota, Metazoa, Chordata, Mammalia, Primates, Cebidae. The record is from RefSeq and is a predicted model, not a curated record.
CCUCUGGCUCUUCUCUCUCGGUCUAUAAUCCAGCGAUGCUGUAGCUGUAAAAGCUUUACUAGAAAAUCAACCCACAACCUCGUGGGGCGGCGAUCCUCUGGCGCCGUUUUCAGGCGCCUUUCCCUGGGACCGGGAGCGGCCUCGCUCCCCCCACGGCUGGCGCAGAAUGUGGUGAUCCGGCUGGGGCGGGGAUGACUUCAUGCGGCCGGAGCUCGGCGGCGGGAGCGGCGGCUGCAGCUGGCAGGUGGGGCGCGAGCUGACGGAGCACACGGCGGGCGCGGUGGGACUGCGGCCCGUGACGGCGGGCACGGGGACCUGUGCUGACUCGGUACGGUGAAGUUUCCUGACUUUCUGAGAAGCGCUGGUUUCCCCACAGAAGCGAUUUCUGAUAGAAAUCUGUAGGUCAUCUCCAAGAAAAAAGAGAUCAAGUAUAGUCAAUGAAUUAAAGACAAGAAGGUUUCCAAUCAGUCCCUGCUAUGUGGAUAUUUGGUAGCAAUGACUGAUGUGGAAACUACAUAUGCAGAUUUUAUUGCUUCAGGAAGAACAGGUAGAAGAAAUGCAAUACAUGAUAUCCUGGUUUCCUCUGCAAGUGGCAACAGCAAUGAAUUAGCCUUGAAAUUAGCAGGUCUUGAUAUCAACAAGACAGAAGGUGAAGAAGAUGCACAACGGAGUUCUACAGAACAAAGUGGGGAAGCCCAGGGAGAAGCAGCAAAAUCCGAAAGCUAACAUCCCACUUUGACCCUCGACAACACCUGACAAUGUCUCAAAUCUCCAGGAGUGUCUGGAAUGCAUUUGUUUCCAUGAGUGAAAAGAGGAAAAAGAAAAUGGCUGUGCUGCAUUGCAGGAACCUGCUCAUUAUCGUGUUAAAAAUGAGGGCAGAGGGUGUGGCUGCAGGCAGACUUUUCCCUACCUCUGUCAUUAGCAAUGGUUGAAAUCAUGUGGCUUUUGUUUGGGCGUCAUUUUUGUAUGGAUCCUUUCACUUGAUCAUAUGAUGAAAUGCUUAUAGAGAGUAGCACCGACCUAGAUGAUGAUUCUUCCUGUAGCAUCUGGCCCCUCACAAUGUCAGAGGAUUUAAUUGUGUCUAAUUGCGAAGGGUUGAUUAAACACCAGAGUUUAAAUAUCUCUGGCUCAAGUGUUCACCCAGUAAAAGAAAGAUCAAGAAAGCACUGUUUUUAGCAUUAUGUAUCUGUGUGUUACUGCUGUGUUAUUUACACUGUUUUGUAUUGUACAAUAUAGAUGCUCAGCACUGCCCCUUCUCUGAUUGCUUAUGAAAAACAAAAUAAUGUACAUUACUGUGAAUUUUUAUACCAAUCAUUUUUAAAAGGGCUGUCUCUUUUUUUUAGUUUUCCAUACUGUGGUGGUGUACACAGGAUAGAACACACUUUUUAAAAACAGUCUUUCCCCUUGCUCAUUGUAUGUUGAUGAGUUAAAUCUAACAGAUUUAUCAAGACUCCAUUGCUUUAUUAUACAGACAUUUGAAAAUAUCCAUAAAUGUGAAUAUUACCUGAAUUCAGUCUGUUUGGUGUCUGCACAGACUGAAAUUCAAUCUGUCAAUUUUGUUUUAUUCUCAAGUGGAGAACUUCUCACAUGUAAUAUAUACACCUAUAUGUAUAUAAGAAUUUUGGACAACUGGAAAAGUGUAAAGGAAAGCCAAGAUCAUACUGAGUACUGGAAAUAUUUUGUUCUAUGGAAUCAAAUUUCUCACAAUGCUGUAUGAUUCUAUUUAAAUUUGGAGGACAACUUAUCUUCACAAAGCUGAAUAAGGUGGAAAAAGUAAUCUCCUUGCAAUCAUGUGGACACCAAUCACAAAAGUAAAGCCCUGGUGUUGUGUUUUCAUGUCUUUUUUCAGCCCUCUCAGAUACAAAUGUUAUUAUGCACUUUGUAAUGUUUGUAAACUUUUACUAAUAAUAGUGUGAAUUGCAUUCUGAUACAGUAAUGAUUAUCAUUAGAAGCUAACAAAAUUCUUGUUACUACUGUGUUUGAUAGCCUCUGCUGUGUUUUAACAUCGUGGUUCUUAUAUGGAAAGUUUUUGUGAGCUGUGUAAUGCCUCUGGUCAGUAUUAUGAAAGCAUUUGUCAGUGGUAAUAAAUAAGGAACCAGUAAUAUGCCAAUGGUUCAUGAAUUACUGGACAAAUAGCAGACAAUGGGAGUCCCUUUACAGUAACAAGUUCCCUUAGCUGUCCUCGAGGACUUAGAUACUGUUCCAUAUGAAGUAGGUAGAGCAGCAUUUCAAUAGGUAAUCUGUGUGGUUGUGUCAGAAACUCAGCUCUUCUAUGUAAAAUUACAUACAGGAUAAAAGCUAAGUAAGUCUGCUCACAUCUCCUUCCAUAGGACAUUUCAACUGACUGGAAGUAAGGGCAUGGGUGGCAUUUAGUCCUCAAUCAGAUAUUACUAGAAAUGAAAUUAAUAAUGUCAGCCUUUCCAAGGGCAGAAAGAGGAAAGAUUAAAUUUUAGAAUGCUAUCCUUCUACCUAAUCCAUCAGGGGCCAGAAUGCCUAGUAAAAUUCACUUGAUCUUAGCCAAAAGGCCAAGAAGCGAUGUGCCCAGUAAAAUUCAAACACAUCACCCAUUAAUAGACUCACAAAUGAGAAAAGAGGUUUCUAGGGUUAUUUUAGGCAAUCUCUGGUAAUCUGUUUAAACCAUCGAAACUCUACAGUUUUCAGUAUCUUCAUUUAAUAUUUUAAUAAGUUUCUUGUGAAUCUAAAUUUCUCUUCUUUCUUAAGGUUGUGAAAUUCCAAACUGAUUUUAUGUGAUUUUGUAAAGUUUAGAACCAGUGCUGAGUAUAUGUGGAAGGUUUAUGUUCCUAUGUGAUAUACUAUUAUUAAUGCAUGUGGUGCCAUGCUUGUCUUUGAAUAUAUAAAUAGUGCUAAAUUGCAAAGUCAUAUGGAGCCUUUGAUUUAGUUUGACUUAUUACUACUGCUUUGUCUGCUAUAUUGAAACCCAGGGGCAUUCCCAAGCUGGGGAGAUAAAAAUUAAUUUUUUCAAAAUGACCACAUCUUAUAAAUUUUGCUUAUUCACAGUAUCUUCCAAAUAUUAUUUUAAUUUCUUUUAUUUGCAAGUCAAGAAUACACAUGGAUCUGAAUUUUAAAGGAGAGAAGGAAAGGGUAGGAAACCAGAGCAUUGGAUGCCUAUUAACCAACUAUUCAUAUGCUAAUGAUUUUGCAGCACAUAUUCUCCCGUUUGAUCCUCAGACAAUUCUAUUAGAGUGGUAUUUUUAUCCAAUUUCACAGAUUAAAAUAUUAGCACUCAAUAAAAUAUAACCUUUAGAGGCUUAAAAAGCUAAUAAGUGAGGAACUUAGGAUCUGAACCCAUGUUUGUCACCAAGGAGAUUUCUAGUGCACAUGUCAUAAAAUUAGAGCCAACUGCAGAGCUGUAAGGGAACUUUUAGAGAUGAACUUCUUUGGCCUCCAUAUUUUAGAGAAGAAAACUUAAUCCCAGAAGGAGAAAUGGCCUUUCUUAAGGCUCUAGAUGGGUAAUAACACAGAUAUGAGUAGGUCAUACAAAGUAUACCUUUAAAAAAAAGGAAAUUCAAUUCUAUCUUAUUUGGGGGCGUAUAUUUCCCAGAAGGUAAUUUUCUGGCAUGUGGUCUGUAAACAUAACAUGAUUCUUUUUUUUUUUUUUUUUUUUGAGAUGAAAACUCGCUCUGUCACCAGGCUGGAUAGCAGCGAUGUGAUCUUGACUCACUGAAACCUCCGCAUCCCAGGUUCAAGCAAUUCUCCUACCUCAGCCUACAAAGUAGCUGAGGCUACAGGCACAUGCUACCAUGCCCAGCUAAUUUUUGUAUUUUUAGUAGAGAUGGGGAUUUCACCGUGUUGGCCAGGAUGGUCUCGAUCUCUUGACCUCGUGAUUCACCUGCCUCGGCCUCCCAAAGUGCUGGGAUUACAGGCGUAAGCCACUACAUCCAGUCAAGAUUCAUAGUCUUUGUUUCAUGCUACUCAUUUUGUUUAAUUACCAACAAACAUGGGGACUUUGGUUUUUUGACUUAUUUACAAUAAGCAUAAAAUUGUUAAAUUUACCUUUUAUCAAUUGUAAGCAACCUAUGCCAACAUAUUAUCAUAAAUUCAUAGGAAUAUUUUUCCAAUAAAUAACAGAGAUUGAAAUCCAGUUUGUAGAUAAUACUCCCAGAACAGUAAAUGGUAAAUGCCCUAUGCUUGAGUCUUACUCAGAUACGGUAGCAAUGUACGAUUUUAGAAGAUGAACAAUACUGUUUCUCUUCAGGGAAAAAAUAAUGGAUAAAGAAAUGUAACUGCCGGGUAGCAAAGCUUCUACGUGAAACCCAUAGUAGUAGUAGAGAGAAAAUGUGUAAUCAUCAAGUGAAAAUAAGAAAGGAUCUAUGAUUUAUGAUGUCUUAAUAGACCCUAAAUUGUUCUUUAAUUAUAAGGGUGGCAGUCUCUGAAGUCAUUUGUGAGCUUGUAUGACUUUUGUAUUUAUCAAUGUUGCAUGCUCACAUAAUUGAUAAUUAAAAGUAACACAUUUUUCUGAAAUGUA